This is a messenger RNA of Trematomus bernacchii (emerald rockcod), 5831 nucleotides long. Its product is annotated as synaptic vesicle glycoprotein 2C-like. The record is from RefSeq and is a predicted model, not a curated record. Bases 348 to 2534 code for a protein of 728 amino acids. Gene Ontology annotation, biological process: chemical synaptic transmission; transmembrane transport. Lineage: Eukaryota; Metazoa; Chordata; Actinopteri; Perciformes; Nototheniidae. Gene Ontology annotation, molecular function: transmembrane transporter activity. The transcript has 13 exons. Gene Ontology annotation, cellular component: membrane.
GAGAAGACAAGAAACAAGAAAUCUCGGCACGAUGCUCUCCAUCUCUGCUGCUUCAUAGAGAGGGAAACCAGGGAGAGGCGACUGGUCGAGCUCGGUACCAUGCAUCUGGUCCUCUGCAGGUUGCUGGUGAUCUCUUUUGCUGAGCUCUGACAGGCAGGAGGAUCUUUCCAAUUUGAGAUCUCGGGUCAUUCCUUAAUCAUUGGUGUCCUGGCAGCUGACUUGCCUUGUUCUGUCAGGGAAUAGAACACAAGAAAGAAAGGAAAAAAUAACUUUUGUUGCACCUUGUGGAAUAAAUCUCAAUAGGUUUAAUUCAAAAAACUUUUAGUGCCAGACUUCCUCGUGCCAAGAUGGAUGAAACGCACAACAACAGGGUUUCUUUGGCGAAAGGUGCCAAGGACAUCGCAAAGGAAGCAAAGAGGCAAGCUGCCAAAAAUGUAGGCAAAGCAGUUGAUCGAGCCUCAGAUGAAUACUCGACUCAUCGCAGCUACAACCGUUUCCAGAACGAGGAAGAAGACGAGAACAACUACAAUGCUAACGGUCAGCACGCCAACGAUGAGGAAGGGGCCUCCAGUGAUGACACAGAGGGCCACGACGAUGAGGAUGAGAUCUACGAGGGGGAGUACCAAGGCAUCCCGGCCCAAAAUGAGGGGAAGCUGCGGGACGGUCAGGUGGCUCUGGGUCAGCCGGUCUCUGACAGCCUGAAGAGUCACAAGGAGCUGGAGAGCGAGAGGCAGACGGACGAGGAGGAGCUGGCCCAGCAGUACGAGCUCAUCAUGCAGGAGUGUGGCCACGGGAGGUUCCAGUGGCAGCUGUUCUUCGUCCUCGGGCUGGCGCUCAUGUCUGAUGGCGUGGAGGUGUUCGUGGUUGGCUUCGUCCUCCCCAGUGCUGAGACAGACAUGUGUGUCAAAAACUCUGGUGCUGGAUGGCUGGGCAGCGUUGUGUAUCUGGGGAUGAUGUUUGGAGCUUUCUUUUGGGGCGGCCUGUCAGACAAGCUGGGCCGUAAACAGUGCCUGCUGAUCUCCAUGUCCGUCAACGGCUUCUUCGCCUUCCUCUCCUCUUUUGUCCAAGGAUACAGCAUGUUCCUCGUCUGCCGCAUGGUGUCUGGCUUCGGGAUUGGUGGAGCGGUGCCCAUCGUGUUCUCCUACUUUGCGGAGGUGUUGGCUCGGGAGAAGAGAGGAGAGCAUCUGAGCUGGCUGUGCAUGUUCUGGAUGAUCGGAGGAAUCUACGCCUCAGCCAUGGCCUGGGCCAUCAUCCCACACUAUGGCUGGAGUUUCAGCAUGGGUUCAGCCUAUCAGUUCCACAGCUGGAGAGUGUUUGUGGUGGUGUGUGCGCUGCCGUGUGUCUCUGCAGUGGUCGCUCUCACUUUUAUGCCUGAAAGCCCCCGCUUCUUACUGGAGAAUGGUAAACAUGACGAGGCCUGGAUGGUGCUCAAACACAUCCACGACACCAACAUGCGCGCCCGUGGAGAGCCUGAGAGAGUGUUCACUGUCAACAGGAUAAAAGUCCCCAAGCAGCUGGACGAGCUGGUGGAGAUGCAGAAUGAGUCAGCCAACCCUGUCCUCAAAGUCCUCUACAAGAUCAAGGCUGAGCUCAGAGGAAUCUGGUUGACUUUCAUGAAAUGCUUCGACUACCCAGUGAAAGACAACACUAUAAAGCUGGCUAUAGUCUGGUUUACUCUAUCAUUUGGGUACUACGGGCUCUCCGUCUGGUUCCCGGACGUCAUCAAGCACCUCCAGGCCGACGACUACGCCUCCAGAGUGAAGAUCCACAACAACGAGCGCAUCGAAGACUUCACCUUCAACUUCACCCUGGAGAACCAGAUCCACAGGAACGGCAUGUUUCUGAACGACAGGUUCAUCAGUAUGAAGAUCAGGUCAGUCACAUUCAUCGACUCGUCCUUCCUCAACUGCUACUUUGAAGACGUCUCCUCCGUAGGGUCCUCCUUCCAAAACUGCACCUUUGUCGACUCCUUCUUUUACAACACAGAUGUUGACGAUGCCAAGCUGACAAAUUCAAGAGUGAUCAACAGCUCCUUCCACCACAACAAGACGGGCUGUCAGAUGACGUUUGACGACGACUACAGCGCCUACUGGGUCUACUUUGUCAACUUCCUGGGAACGCUGGCUGUGCUGCCCGGCAACAUCGUCUCUGCCCUGCUCAUGGACAAAAUAGGACGUCUCAGCAUGUUAGGAGGCUCCAUGGUGCUCUCAGGCAUCAGCUGCUUCUUCCUGUGGUUUGGCACCAGCGAGUCCAUGAUGAUCUUCAUGCUGUGUCUCUACAACGGCCUCAGUAUCUCCGCCUGGAACUCGCUGGAUGUCGUCACCGCUGAGCUGUACCCGACAGACAGGAGGGGCACAGGCUUCGGCUUCUGUAAUGCCAUGUGUAAGCUGGCGGCGGUGCUGGGCAACCUGAUCUUUGGCUCUCUGGUUGGCAUCACCAAGGCGAUCCCCAUCCUAAUGGCCUCGUCUGUGCUGGUUGCCGGCGGGUUGGUGGGGCUCCGACUGCCAGACACACGGGCCAAUGUCCUCAUGUAAACCUCCACACAGGACAGAGUGUUGUUUGCCAGGUAUUUACUCAGUUUACUGAAUAACCAUUCUUCAAUGGACUGAUUUAUUUGAAGCUGCCAUCAUUUUUGUAUUUAUUAUUUGCUGAAGAAUGUUGACUGUGUUCUCAAACAGGACAAGGGUGUGUUAUUCUGUUAUUUCUGAGUAAAAACCUGGUAAACAAUAAAAGAUAAUGAGUUGCAGUUUGACUUUCCAAUGAGCUGUAGAUAUAAAGAGUUUGGAGAAAACAAUCAAAGGUUAGAAAUGUACCAAGUGUACGUGGCUGCUUGCCAAAGCGCUGGGCAUUCAUGCAGGCAUUAAAAUGCUACUGCUCAGAAACAAGUAAGAAUUGUUGGUGGUGAUGAAACUCUGAAUAUCAGCAGCUCAUUAGCUGUUUUCACACAUGCAGCACACAAAUAUGUGUAACAACUGCAAAAGGCUUGGACUUCCCACAACCUUCCCCUUCAAAAUCUCUAUUAAAUGUACUCAGAUUAAAGGGAUAGUUUGAGCUUUUGGGACCCAUGCUUAUUCAAAGCUCACAUUAGCAGCUGCUUAGCUUAACUUAAAGACAGGAAACACAGGGAAUAGCCAACCUGUCCGUUGGUAAAAAAUCUGCCAAUCACGCUUAAGCUCACUUAUUUACCUUUUUUCAUAUCAUUCUGUACCAAAAAAAAGUAGCUUGACCAUUGGUCAUGUUAUGUGGUUAGGGGCCAUAUGUCUUGGUCAGUAACUUUGCAGUGCUGUUGCUUUUGACACUUGUUUUUCGAACGGAUUUACCCACAAAAUGCAUAAUUCUAUUAGUGAGCUUCAGAAGUGCUGAUAAUUAUAUAUUGUUACCUUAGUUUGAACAGAGCAAGGCUAUUUGUUCUCCUAUGUUUCCAGUGUUUGUGCUAAGCUAACUAGCAGCUAGCGGUAGCAUCAUUACAUAACAAACAUUAGGAGUGCUUUUGCUCAAUUGCAUCCAACUCUGAGCAAGAAUGCUAAUAAGUGUGUAAAGUUCAGGUAAAUGUCAAACUAUUCCUUUAAGUAAAACAAUAUUUUUAACAAACCUUUAUGUGAUCAGACUUGUUUUUAUGUAUAUUUAUAUAUUUAAUAAUUUAUGAUGAUUGUGCUUUUUCGAGUUGAAAGGCCAGAAAUUGAAGGUUCUUUUUUUUCUCUGUUCUUACACCUGUGAUUCCAUAUGAUUGGCGACAUUCAAGCCUUUUGCUGCACAUUAAUUUUAAGAAUGACAAGGCCAUAAGAAAAAUAUAUAAAUAAAUAAAGUAGUUUAGUCAAAACCGGCAACUUCAGCAGUUACAUUUCUAAAGUGUAAAAAGGUUUACAUUUUCUGCUUUUUACAGUAAGAGACUUUUGGGAUUGGAAACCUUUUUGUCUGAAUGCUUCCUCUCUCGCUCUUUCUUGUCUGUGUUGUGUUUCGUCUCGUGGCACCGAGCUCACCGCGAAGGGCUUUGCUCUCCGUUGCAAUCCAAUCUGUAAAAAAUGAAUUUAUACGCUGUUAAAAUCUGCUCUCCUCCCUGUUUUGGUUUAUUGUCUCACUGUCUUGGUUUUCCUCAUGGUGUAUCCUUCCCAGUCAUGUCCUCUUGCUCUGUUUAGCUCCUCCUGCCUUGCUGCUGCUCCCCCCUAAAACUCAAAGGCCUUUCUCAAAUGUCGUGCCUCUUUCUCCAUUGAGCCCGUCUCUUCUUCCAAACCUUUGCUGGAAGCUUUGCUGCUCUGUCCUGCUUUUUAUCAGCUUUGCAUCUCUUGAUACUGCAGUGUGUAUGAGUGUGUGUAUGAGUGUGUGUGCCAGACAAACCCUGAUAAGAUCAGUGAGCUUCUUUUUGUUUUAUUUUCUACACCAGGGAGUGUUUUUUGGAAGAUUUUAACAAAAUGAUGAAGUGAAAUUAAAAGCCAUGCUUAAAUGAUCAGUUCACCCAAAUUCCCAAAAAACAUGCCGUGCAAACACUUAAUGUGGAUCUCAUCAGGACAGAGACAGUCAUUUGGAUUGAUCCUGUAGGGUCAAUGAGUGUUUGUACAACCUUUCAUAAUAAUUCAAUGUUUGUUGAGAUAUCUCACUCAAAAGCAGAAAUGUCAACCUCAUAAUUGAGCUAGAAUAAACGUCAGGGAAUUAGAAAAGUCAUUAGGAUCCACCUUCUGGAGACCAUGAAUGUUUGUUCAACAUUUCAUGAUAAUUCAUGUAAUAUUUGUCGAGAUGUUGACCAACAUUUCCCUUCCUAGAACAACACCUAGAUGUACCUUUCUAAAAAACAGUGUCCCUACUCUAGAAAACCCACAUACAUAUUUCCAGAGGGAUUAUUUGAUCUGUAAAAAGUAGAUCCCAUGAAAGGAGUGAGGUCCUUAAGAUUAGUUCAGAUGUUGUUUCUGGAAAGAGACACUGUGGAGAUUUUCACCAAACAAUAUAUAACUCACCUUCAUUGAAAUGAAGUGGUGGGAGAAACCUCAGAGACAGAGAUCUGGGCAAAUACAACUACAACUACCUGCAUGCCUAGAUACUAUCUCUGCUAAGUAAAUACAAUAUGUUUUUUUGUAAUUUGGGUGAACAGACCCUUUAAAACCUCUAAUGAAUGGAACUUUUGCUGCUACAAUGUUUAAAAAAGGAAAAAAGGUAAUUUGUAAAAUAUAAAAUGUUAUUUUCUGGGUUUGCAAAAUGUCAAAUAACACAAAACUAAAGCACUGUUUAUUCAGUUAUUUUCCGAAUCAGUUUUACAUUAUGUUGUGUUGCUUAUAUCCUAUUUCUUACUCUGGAAAUGUGUGCGGUACAUAGGCUCCUACAUGCAGCUACGUAUUUCAGUUUUUUUCUUACUGAAAUGCAAUUGUUUUGAGAUCUGGUUUCCUGAUGUUUGAUGCUUUAUCUCCGUCCAACAUCCCCCUCCACCUGUGCAGAAAAAGCUCACUAAACAUCACUGUUUGCAAAAAGAAAUCCUGCAUGUUUGUUACUGAAGUCCUUCUGUUGUGUGUGCUUUUUCCAUCUUGGUGUCUUCGCUGUUCCUCUGCGGAGGGAAACAGAUAUGUGAUUCCCGGGUCAAAGGUGAAUGUAUCAUUCUCGUGUGUCGUCAGAUUGGUUGUGGACAGGUUUUCAUUAUACUGAGUUGACUUCUAUGUCAUUGUGAAAGGGCAUGCCAGUGUUGAGAUGCCUGUAUGUACUACAAGAUGUUACCCAGCAGGGGUGGUCAAAUCUGCUUUUUGUUGUGAAGGUUUCCAGGUAGAUUCAUCAUGAAGUCACUGAAGCAGGAAUGACAUUUCCAGAGUUAUGACUUUCAGAUUUUAAAACCUCUGCUGUCAAACAAUAUG